Messenger RNA from Durotheca rogersii, 460 nucleotides. RefSeq lists its product as uncharacterized. The transcript has 2 exons. Bases 94 to 327 code for a protein of 77 amino acids. Lineage: Eukaryota; Fungi; Ascomycota; Sordariomycetes; Xylariales; Xylariaceae. The record is from RefSeq and is a predicted model, not a curated record.
ACAUCAGUUGGACCCUCGUUGCCUGCCGGAGGCCGUGUCCAUACCGACCCUACUGCUGACAAGCCACUUGUCUCAUCGAUACCAUCAUGGGCCAUGCCAUACCAUGCUCGGCGUACUGGUAGUAUACUUCUCCACCAUGUCCUUUGUCUCCCUCUCGCUUUUCUAUUACGAACCACUUCCUCCAUUCGGUCUACCUGUCAGCCACUCUUAGCGCACGCCCACCUCCCGGACCCGGAAGAGGGCCCGAAGGAGGACCCACUUUGCCGGGACGAUAGCGACGGGAACGGAGUGCCGCCUCUCUUCGCCUUAACGUGGACGUUCACGUGAGCCAUAUCAGUUGUUAGGUACCUUAGGUACCUACAAACCUGCCUAAGGUUAGGGUGUACCUAGAUACUUUAGGUUGGCCGUGUUGAUUCUCGUUACAGUCUGGCAUGCUCGGACCUUGGGAAAUUCCUUGCGG